Molecule: messenger RNA, 738 nt
Organism: Chenopodium quinoa (quinoa)
Lineage: Eukaryota; Viridiplantae; Streptophyta; Magnoliopsida; Caryophyllales; Amaranthaceae
Exons: 1
Coding region: 1-738 (245 amino acids)
Source: RefSeq, a predicted model, not a curated record
AUGCCAAAUUAUGUAAAGUUCCUUAAGGAGAUAUAUAGUGGAAAGAGGACAUGUGAUGUUACGGAAACGGUUAGCUUGACCGAGAAUUGUAGUGCAAUCAUAAUGAACAAAAUUCCACCCAAGUGGAAGGAUCUCGGAAACUUUACUAUCCCUUAUGCUAUUUAUAAAAUGCGAAUUGAUAAUGCGUUGUGUGACUUAGGAUCUAGUGUUAGCAUUAUGACUUACUCGGUUUAUCAAAGACAAGAGAAGGGAGAACUUUUACCUACCAACAUUACAAUGAAAUUAGCUAAUAGAUCAAUUAGGAUUCGAAGGGGUAAGGUGGAGGAUGUUCCCUUAAGGGUAGGAAAGUUCAUCAUUUCUGUAGAUUUUGUGGUCCUUAACAUAGAUGAGGAUUCUACAAUUCCUAUUAAUUUUGGUAGACCAUUUCUUGCUACUUCGGGUGAUUUGAUUGAUGUAAAAAAUGCUAUGAUUUCACAUAAAAUUGGAGAUGUGCGUGUUGAAUUUGAUUUGAAUGAAAGUAUGAAAUAUCCUUCUUCAUCUCUUAAGAAUUUAACGAGAGUUGAAAUUUUAGACAAUCUUGUACAUUCCAUGCAUGAGCACUUGCCCACAACUAAUUAUCCUCUUGAGUGCGUUUUGUUGAAAAAGGAAAAGAUAGGUGCUCCUAGCAAGGAAAUGGCUUUAUAUGAGAAUUUUCUAGAUGGGAGUGUUGAAGGAAAUGAUGAGAAAAUAUGCAUGUAA